This is a messenger RNA of Biomphalaria glabrata, 4361 nucleotides long. RefSeq lists its product as uncharacterized. The record is from RefSeq and is a predicted model, not a curated record. The coding region runs from base 316 to 1791 and encodes 491 amino acids. The transcript has 8 exons. Lineage: Eukaryota; Metazoa; Mollusca; Gastropoda; Planorbidae.
CUUUGGCUAUAGAGGCAUCGAAAAAAAGCUGGAGAGUUGUGACCGAUUUUUAUAUAGAUCUAGAAAUCUAGAUCUAUUUCUAGAAUCUUGAGAACUCUAGACCUAGUCUACUCAGAAUCUAAGCUAGAUCUAGAUCUUUAAGAGUAAUGAUUAAUAUAUUUAAUCUAGAUUCGUCUUAUGGUGUAUGUCUACUAUAGUCUGUAGUGAGUAGUGUCCAUUGCACUAUGACACGAUUCUCCACACAAAUCAGCCAAGACAUUCACUAAUACUAAUGCACAGUACUUGGCAGCAGAAGUUAAUAGUGUUUGCUUCAUCAUGCAGGCUUUCAGAAGAGACACAUCAUACUUCAUUGCCUCUCACAGUUUCAGCAUCUCUCUUAUUGCCACUGUCUUUUGGACCCCAGCAAGUGGCACUUGUAAGACUGAAGAGCUUAUGGCAUUCACAAUGGACAGAAACAUUUACGUUUCCCAAGGGUUCCGGCUGAGGUCAGGCUAUUUCAGCAAUAAAACUUGUCAAGUGCUGGUAAGAGCUGCCUAUGAUGAAGACAUUGUUAAGAUAACUAUCAAAGAGGCAAAUCUUGAGUUGAGAGGCUCUACAUGUGUUGACAAAGUGAUAUUAUAUGAUGGUUCCAGCCCUAUGGAUGUAGUGCUUGGGGAGUUCUGUGGCACUGAAAAACCAUCCUAUCAGAGUACAGGUCAUACAGUAUUGGUUUCUUAUAGUAUUAAUAGCAAAAAUAGCAGGCUACCUAAAGGAUUUAAGAUGGAGUACUAUAGUCUUGACAGAGGAGGUUAUGAGGCCUACAAGUCUUCCAAGUCAAUUAGUGUUGGUACCAUUGUAGGAAUUGUUGUCACGGCUGUGAUAGUUUAUUGUCUUAUUUUUAUAUGUGUGUAUAGGCACUGUAAACGUAGGGCCACGCAAUCUUCUGGGAAUAGCAGCUCUGCGACAGCUGACUUAGGUGUGACCACACUUAACCUAUUAGAAUCAACCAAUCAGCAAGCUUUAAAUCAUAAGCACAAGUCCAGCAAUGGACAUCACAAGCAGGACAGUAAAAAUUCCAAACUUUCGAAUGGCACUCCUAAUGGUCAGAAGAAGACCCACAGAAUGCGUCACCCAGCUGGGGACUUGAAGUGCGGGGAAAAGCCUCACCCACCGACACAUAUAAAUACUUUUAUUAUUCAUGAAGAUGGAUGCUCAGGAUAUUGCUCUGAAUGGGAGGAGUCUGGUUACGUCAAUGACUGCCCCGGUGUAGAGCACCACUACAUUCACAUCAAUAACUCGCUCAUGACUCACGACCCUACAGGUGUUUAUUACGCUGGGAGCAUUGAUGAAGAUGGGGUUCUCCAUCCACCAGGGGAAGAGUUCUACCUCCCGGUGGCUCCUGCUCCGACUGUCGUCUCCUCAGUACACAGUCAGAACCAUUUCUCCCAACUGCAGGAAGAAGAUAGGAGAUCGAGAGGCAGUCUUCACAGCCGGCGUUCUCCAUUCCCCUGUGGGAGAGACUCGCCCAGUAGUGGCCGCGGUUCACCUUUUCGUAACAGGAUGAACAGUGCCUCCCUCUUGCACAGCGGCUCUCCCAGGUUCCCCGGUUUCUUCGAUCCUGAGGGGCAAACUUUGACCUAUUACGGCAUGAUAGAUGGCGUCGGCAGUGACGCAGACGCACCUCCAUACCCAGGGCUUUCAGAACAUAUUGACAAUGUCAGCAAUGAGGGGGAUAACAACUUGGCAGUUCCUCCACCCUCCUACGAAGAUGCUGCUACAGGGAAAUACUCACCGGUAUUUGUGAAACGGUAAUUUGUUUUUUCAAUUUAAUUGCUCUUUUUAUCUUUCCAAACACCUUUACAAUUUGUUAUAAAGGUUAAAAAAUGGCUUUUGUAUAUAUGCAUAAAGUAUGUUUAGAAUAAAAAGCUUCUUGUUGUUGAAAAAUAUUUGCAAACCAAGUAUAUUAAGUCAAACAUGAAACUUUACAUUUUAUUAGGUCAAAAGAAUUAUCCUGUGAAGGAUAUUGAAAAGAAAAGUAACGACGUUUUUUGAAGUUGUUUUUUUUUUUAAUUUAAUUCAAAUUUGUAGUCUAACCAUUGGACAAUGUAAAACCACAUUGGCAACUCAAAUAAUACUUACAACAAAGGCACAGAAUUUGAGAAAGCAAAUAAAAACAAGCCACUCCUCCUUAUGUAACAAUAGGGCAAGGUUUCUAUUUGAGUGCAAACAUUUUGUUGAAGUCUCAAAGAAAAUAAACGAAUACAAUAAAUAAUACUUUCUUCCCUUUCUAAAAUGAAAUUAUAGUAGAUCAAGCAAUAUAAUAUCCCCAGCAUUGGAAAUAAAAUUAAUUUGAAAAAAAUCUCAGAAAAAGUUUUAAAGCAGGCAAAUCAAUGAAAAUGUUGUUUCCAGUCUUUAACAGCUUUUUUGGAUUUUUUUGUGUCUGCUUCGAUUAUACUCACUUAGCUGUAAGGGGUUUGAUUGCACUUUUGUGGGGAUGUUUUUAAGCUGUAGACUUUUAGAGGUUAAAUUUAGAGGUUUGGUUAGAGAGUAGCAUUAUUUGUCUACAUUGAAUAUUGCAAGUAACCCGUUUAUUACAGAUAUAUAUAAUGUAUGCAUGUGUCAGCAUCUUUCUUUUUUAGUGAUCAUUUCAUCUUGCUUCAAUCUCUCUGCUGUAGAGUAAUUCUGUUUGCAUUGCUGUGUAUUUACUUAAUGUACACAUGCUGGUCCAGUGUCUGGGUAACAGGCUUUUUGUUUUUUUUUAGGGUUGAAGAAUUGCUCAGUGCUACAUAAACCAAUGGAAAAUGACACAACCAUUUUGUAAAUGUUAAAAAUGAAGUAGCAUCAACAUUGAUGUUGAAAGGAAUACACCUUUUUUAAAACUUGAAAUAGUCUUUUAAAAAGUUGAAAUAGUCUUUUGAAAAGUAUAAUCUGUUUUGGAAAGGUAUAAUUUUAUUUUGUAAGGUAUAAUUUUCUUUUGAAAGGUAUAUUUCUAUUUUGAAAGGUAUAUUUCUCUUUUGAAAGGUAUGAUUUUCUUUUCAAAAGUAUAGUUCUCUUUGUUCACUCACGUCAUGCCAUCACUGACCAAUUGAAGCUUACUUUAAAAUUAGAUAAACUGUCACAAAAGAAAAAGUGUAUCAUAUUUUGUAUUUGUUAAAACUUUUGCUAAUUGAGUGCAUGCUCUGGAAUAUCACCCUCUUUGCCCCCACCUCUUAUGCACUUCACUGCUUCUUCUGCAUUUGUUACUGCUUUGUUAUUGGUUAUACAAUUUGUUAAAAAAGAUCUUUAUGUAUAAUGUAAUCUCAAUAUUAAUUUGCACCUAUUUGGUGUGCUCAUCAUGCUUUGUGUUCUUUGGACCUACCGCUUGGAUCUUUUGUCACUUAUUUAGAUCAUCUCAGCUCGAAUUUCAUGGUGCAGCUGAUUAAUUAUCCCAGCUUAGGAUUGCUAGUUUAUGUCUCUUGGCAUAUGUCUCUUGGUAUAUAUGUAUAUAUGUCUCUUUGUCUAGUUGUUAGAUGAUAUCUGAUUCAUAUUUGCUAGUGCAACUGUUAGACUAAGCCAGGUUAAGUUUGUUUGUCUAGCUGUUAGAUGAUUCUGGUUCAUGUUUGCUAGUGCAACUGUUUUACUAAGCCUGGUUAAGUUUGUUUGUGUAGCUGUUAGAUGAUUCUGAUUCAUGUUUGUUAGUGCAACUGUUUUACUAAGCCUGGUUAAGUUUGUAUAGCUGUUAGAUGAUUCUGAUUCAUGUUUGCUAGUGUAACUGUUUUACUAAGCCUGGUUAAGUUUGUUUGUAUAGCUGUUAGAUGAUUCUGAUUCAUGUUUGUUAGUGCAACUGUUUUACUAAGCCUGGUUAAGUUUGUAUAGCUGUUAGAUGAUUCUGAUUCAUGUUUGCUAGUGUAACUGUUUUACUAAGCCUGGUUAAGUUUGUUUGUAUAGCUGUUAGAUGAUUCUGAUUCAUGUUUGUUAAUGCAACUGUUUUACUAAGCCUGGUUAAGUUUGUUUGUAUAGCUGUUAGAUGAUUCUGAUUCAUGUUUGUUAAUGCAACUGUUUUACUAAGCCUGGUUAAGUUUGUUUGUAUAACUAUUAGAUGAUUCUGAUUCAUGUUUGCUAGUGUAACUGUUUUACUAAGCCUGGUUAAGUUUGUUUGUAUAGCUGUUAGAUAAUUCUGGUUCAUGUUAACUAGCGCAACUGUUGGAUCACUACAGCUCACAUUUGAUUAUGCAGCUGGUCGUUAGUAGUUUACAAAUAAAAAAAAAGAGGCCAACAUUUAUGUGUGACUAUUCUAUAACUGCCUGAUCACCUUACUUAAAACAUCUUGUAACAAUGGUGGCACUGUCUGUUAAAAAUCACCUCCCAAUGGGUUUGUUCUUUUCCCUUAGCAUUAAGUUUCU